Molecule: messenger RNA, 1856 nt
Organism: Eurytemora carolleeae
Lineage: Eukaryota; Metazoa; Arthropoda; Copepoda; Calanoida; Temoridae
Exons: 3
Coding region: 14-1726 (570 amino acids)
Source: RefSeq, a predicted model, not a curated record
GACAAAAGUUAACAUGGAACCAGGCCCGGCAGUUGGAUACUCGUCAGAGAAUGAGGACGAGAACGUAAACUCUCGCUGUAUACUCUGUGGUGCUUAUGUGCCUGAUGAUCUACUCCGACAACAUCUAGUGAAGCUUCACGGAGUAACAAUCUCGCACAAGUUUAUCUUGGACAUCUGCACCAUCUGUGCUGCUACUGAAGAACAGAAGAAGAUGUUGUUCGAGACUGUAAAGAAUCAGAAGGAUCUUGUUACUCCGAGGAAACCUACCAAACCAACCCCUGCAGUUCGGCGUUCCAGGUCCGAGUCCUCUGAUAUUCAAGAUCAAUCUGCUAAAAGACGAAAGGUUGUUUCUAGAGAUAAUGCCGGGGACAAGAAACUUGUAGUUCCUGUCUCGAGCAGGAAAGGGAGGCCGAAAAUUCAAGAGUUCCUCAAGCCAACGAAAAAGGUUAGCUCUAUGCGGUGUUCCCCGUGUAACCUAGUGUUCCCCAACAUAAGCAGGCUCAAGCAACACGCUAAGAAACAUCCUCGCGCUUACCCCCCCUGUAAGAAGUGCAAGACUCCGCUGAACACCUUUAACGAGAUGCUGAGUCAUGUCAAGUCGUGCAAGGUGUCGCCUCUCCGGUCUAGUUCUCCAAAUAAGGACUAUGAUCUACAUGAAAUAACAGUACCUCGGGAUCAGUUGGUUGUCAGUGAAGACGAGUGCGAGGGAAACAUAGAAGUCCAACCAGAUAAUCCAGCAGUGGAGAUGAGUGAAAAUAUACAGGAGAAUGAAGACGCAGAGAAGGAAAACGUGAAUCCUAGAGAAGAUGAUGACAAAGCUGCUGAGGACGAUCCAGAUGUGUCAGGGUUCGUCUGUGAUGAAGAAGGUAAAGUAGAUUCUGCAGAACGUAGAUCUGAGGACACUGAAUGCGAUGAAAGCUCCGAUGAUGAAAGCAGUGGAAGGCGCUCCCGCUCAGAUGUUCAGCAAAAUGAAGACAAUAAGUCGGAGGAAGGAGCUGAAAACCUGAAUGACGAUGAUGACCACCUUAGCCCUGAAGAGGAUGCGAACCCGCCAGAUGUAGAUGAGGAAAAAUCAGUUUUGCAGGAAUGGUUCGAUAAUGUUCCAUUUCCAUGGGAGGAUUCUACUAAAUCUGAAAGGAAUGACUGGGUUUGUCAGAUUUGUGAUCAGAUGUACACUAGGAAAGGAAAUCUAGUUCGUCAUCAACGCCGGGAUCAUGGAUACUCGUCCUCCCCCAUCCGGCAGCGCUCUAAGACAACAUUACCCCAGAUUGCACAACCAACCGCUAGUCGACCCAGAUCAAAAACAGUACUCCCAAAGGCUCAAGAUAUCUCGGUUGACAGAAGAAGAUCCCGCUCAAAAUCCUCUCUUCCUGCCAGUGUGGAGAAGGACGAGUCAACUGUUCGGGGACACAAGCUGGACCAUAUUCCGAAUCCAACAUAUUUUGCUAGAAGAACCAACAUGUUUGGUUUUUUCAAGGAAGAGCACCGUGCUCUUUAUAACAUGGUGGAUCCUAAUCUCCCGGAAGGUUGGAAGAUUUCUUUCAAUCCCGUGUCCAAGAAGUACAAGUUCUUACCCCCGGACGAGGUUUACUUCCUCAAGUCGAAGAUCGGAGUUUAUCAGUAUAUGUUGGGUCUGCCGGGUCAGUACUCCGAGGAGGAGUUAGAGAGAGUCCAUAGCUCGCUCAGUGUGGCUGUGAGGAAGGAGCUAGAAACCGAGCAGUGUUAAGUUUUGGUCAAAUACAUGUAACAUUUUUUUGUGAAAUCCGGCCAUUUUUUCUACAAUCUAUUCGGAAUUUUUUUUUGCUUUUGUUGUAAAUUUCUAUGUAAAGUGUAAAUAUACAGUGAACAUAAAAAUA